UGUUUAUCACACGAUUUCGGGCGUUGGUGACACAUUUUAUUUCAGGGGAAUUUUCUUGAGUAUAUUUUGAGUAACUGGUAGUCAAAACUACAUAGAAUGUGUUAAUACUGAAGUUCGGGGGUAACCAGUCACGCCACUAGAUUUUGUCUAAUUUGGCACAAAAGUUAUAUUUUAGUAUCCUAUUAUGAGCACAAAAAAGGAAGUAAUGUCAACUAACGAUAUAUUGAAAAGUAUAGAUAAUUGUGCAUCUGCUGUGUCGAAUCGCAGAUAUUGGGAUGGUAAGGAUAAGACAAGACCGUCUGACGUAGCCUAUUUAACUGGAGAUGUGGCGCCGACUCAUGCUAAGUUUUCGGGGCUUCAGCCUUUUGCUAAUGUGUACCAGAUGAGGUGGAUACUAACGCACUGACUGAAAGUUAUAGUAAGACCGAUUUGUAAACACAGCUGCCCCACCCUGAAACCAUACCCUCCAGACCGAGAUUUUCGAAUGCCUUGCGCGAAACUGUCGGCUUCCUCUAAAGCACUUAGCUGUGCUUCACAUAAAGUUGCCUCCUUUUAGGCUGUUUUAUUUCUGCCAAGGAACUGCGUACUGUCCGAUUUUGAUUGUUUAUACGAUAACGGAACGGCGGCAUCUACAAGCACAAGAGUUACUGCAUCAAACCGCUUCAAGCUAAAUUCCAAACCUUGGUUAGAUGGAAUAACCUCUAGAUAAGACUGACUGGGCCCUCCAGGUGCUGGCGGCACCCAAUGUCCCUACUACAUGAUGAGUGUGACUUAAGUACUCUGGAUUUGUUAGACCGAGUCGUGAACACAUCUAGACUCUACGCUGGUUGGUCUCUUGGUUUGCAUCGCAUACGCCACAGGCUGACAUGAAGGAAGUUGCUGAAUGGUCGACGGAGGAUGUGCUCCAAUGGCUUAAUGAUGAGGGAUUGCAGGAAUAUUCUGAGGCCUUCCGCCACCAGAACGGCCAGGGCCUCCUGCAGCUCUCGAAGGCUGACUUCCAGACGCCCCCCCUGGCCCUUGUCACCUCCGACGGAGGCAGACAACUUUUGGAAAAGAUGGAGAGACUCACGAUAGAGCACCACAUUGAGGCACAUAAAAACGGGCAUGCCAAUGGACACGCCAUCUUGACCAUCAACAAUGAGGUUGGUGGGAACAAGCCCAAGAGGAACGGCCUGGUCAAUGGAUUCCACAAGGAGCGUGUACAGAUCCGUUUGCCUGAGAUCACCCGCUCUCCGUUCCCUGAGGAAUGGGGGAAGACCGGUGUGGCUUUUGUCUAUGCCAUCAUCUGCUUCAUCUCCACCACCAUCAUGAUCUCAAUAGUCCAUGAACGCGUGCCUUCCAAGGAAGCAACUCCACCCCUGCCAGACAAGUUCUUCGACUUUUUUGGCAGAGUAGACUGGGCUUUUUCUAUAUGUGAAAUCAAUGGCAUGAUUCUGGUCGGGCUUUGGCUUCUACAGUGGGCACUAUUAAAAUAUAGGUCCAUCAUUGGGAGGCGGUUCUUCUUCAUAGUUGGCACACUCUACCUAUAUAGGUGCAUCACCAUGUACGUCACCACACUCCCUGUUCCAGGGAUGCAUUUCAAGUGUUCCCCUAAGCUGUUUGGUGACUGGGAGGCGCAAAUGCGCAGAGUGAUGAAGAUGAUGGCAGGAGGAGGCCUGACCAUCACUGGGUCCCACCAUAUGUGUGGAGACUAUCUUUACAGUGGCCACACAGUCAUGUUGACACUGACAUAUCUCUUCAUUAAAGAGUAUUCCCCGAAAAGGUUCUGGUGGUACCACUGGAUCUGCUGGAUGCUGUGUGCUGUAGGACUUUUCUGCAUUCUCCUGGCUCAUGACCACUACUCUAUAGAUGUCGUGGUGGCAUACUUCAUCACAACACGCCUGUUCUGGUGGUACCACACCAUGGCCAACCAGCAAGUGCUAAAGGAAUUUUCACAGAGCAACUUUUUCUCCAGGGUUUGGUGGUACAGAUUUUUCCAGUACCUGGAACAGAAUGUGCAAGGCAUCAUCCCUCAGAACUACCAGAUGCCACUUACAUGGCGACCAGCUCAGUGGAGUCAAGCAAAGUACAGCCGGAUGGACGUGGAUGUUCCGUGACACACCCAGGACGACAUGGCAAUGAACAAGGCUCCUCAAAGGGCCACAUCCGAUAACACAAUGCCCUAUUUGUUGAACUCUGAUGUUGGUCCAGCUUCCUUCAGCUUUCUACUGUAAUAAAAUAGUGCAUACCUACUGGGUAGCCCUAUGACCAUCUAUCCAGACUGUCAGUUCAUCCAAAACAUUUAUUUUUGAAAACCGUGAGGAGUGGGGUCUUCUUGAGGCUGCUCUGAAUACUGUAAUAGUUUUCAGCAGGUGUAUUGCAAAUAUUUCAUUGUCAUGUCCAGAUCUUUUCAGCUAGCUCUGGUAAAUGUUACUGUAUAGGUCAAUGGUAAUCUCUCCCUGUGUAAUGGCAAAAUUGUGGAUAAUCCUUACUAAAAUUAAAUCAGUGAAACAUUCAGGUAAUCUUGUGUGCCAUUGGGGGUACGUUCUAAAUGUUAGGUGUUAUCAUUCUCAAACGUUUUGGCACAUUUUGUUUCAAUGAAGUGCUGUAGCAUUUGGAAAUGACAGCAAGAAGGUUUGUUUGGUAGCCAUCUAAACUAACCUUGGCCAAGGCGCAAAUUUUUUUUUAAGCAUAUAGUGUUUAUUUUUUUAACAAGUGCUUCACAUUUUUACAGAUGGGAGUCUAAAGACAGCCAGAAGGAGAUUAGUAUUUGCUGUUAAUGUUCCUCAGUGCCUUUUGUUGUUGUGAUUGUGUUGUGCAGCAGAUAGCGUAGUGUUUUGGGUCGGACACCAAAAUGUCACCGUUCUGAAUCCCCAAACCAACGAAACCAUCUGUUGUGGUGCCGUUGGUUAAGGUGAUUAACAAAAAUUGCUCUGUAAUUUUCCUUGGACAAGAGUGCCGGCUCGGUGACUGAAACGUAAUCUCGGUUAAGUGUAUUGGGGCCCUCAUCCAUGUAUUUAUGUUGAAUCACAGUUUAAAAGUAUUUAGACAUGAUCAAAUAUGAGGGUGCUGAAAUGAACCUGACACUAAUAUAGUGCACACAGUUUUGACCCCACUACAUUUCCUGCCUGGUUUCUGAAUGUAAAGGCAAUUUGUGUAUCAACACUUCAAAUAUUCUAUUGAUUAAUUUAUUACAUUAUUUUGUGUUGUUCUUUGAUGUCUUAUCUUGUCUGUCAUGCCAAAUGCAGUACCAGUCAAAAGUUUGACACACCCAUUCACCCGAAUGCUUACUGAUCAAUACUGCCCUUCAAAUGAAAUGUAUACCUCAGAACUGUCCCUGUUUAUCAACCAAUGAGAAGAGCUGAUUGUGGUGCAUCCAUGGUAGACGUGAAUCCCAUUGGAAAUAAAAUUAUCUUUACCACA
This is a messenger RNA of Esox lucius (northern pike), 3402 nucleotides long. It is a transcript of the gene sgms1b, whose product is annotated as sphingomyelin synthase 1. The coding region runs from base 867 to 2096 and encodes 409 amino acids. Gene Ontology annotation, cellular component: endoplasmic reticulum membrane; Golgi membrane. Lineage: Eukaryota; Metazoa; Chordata; Actinopteri; Esociformes; Esocidae. Gene Ontology annotation, molecular function: protein binding; sphingomyelin synthase activity; ceramide cholinephosphotransferase activity. The record is from RefSeq and is a predicted model, not a curated record. The transcript is spliced from 6 exons. Gene Ontology annotation, biological process: sphingomyelin biosynthetic process; ceramide biosynthetic process.